GCUUGUCUAGCCUGAAGGUGUUGCAAACUAAGAAUAUGGAACUCGGUGAUGUUGUCCUUACAGUGAAUGCUUUGAUGAACUAAGUUGCCCUACUUUUGUUUCAGGGCACCUACUCCAUAGUCCUGAUGGCUGUGGUAGACAGCAAGUACAAGUUUGUGCUUAUUGACGUCGGUGCAGAGGGACGACAAAGUGAUGGCGGCAUUUUCAAGGCCUCCGAGAUUGGUCAGGGCCUAGAUCAAGGCACACUCAACCUGCCGAAGCUGGGAGUGCUCCCAGGGUGUCAAAAGCCACGCCUGGUACCCUACGCAUUUGUGGGCGACGAGGCGUUUCAGCUUCGCACCGACUUUCUCCGCCCAUAUCCGGCGAAAGGUCUUGCUGAUGAGAGGAGGGCCUACAACUACAGACUCAGUCGAGCUCGGAGGUGUGUGGAGAAUGCCUUUGGGAUCAUUUCCGCCCGGUGGAGAAUUCUCCUCCGGACAAUCAACCUCCUGCCAGAGAACGUCGAUUACGUCAUCAAGUCCUGCUGUGUCCUGCACAACUUUCUCUUGGCACACAGCGAACACCCAGCAGCCUAUGCUGAUCAGGACGACAACAUGGGGAACCCCACGGCAGGAGGGUGGCGCCGCGAGAUCCCAGACUCAGCGAGGGAAUUGCUGUUUCCGCUGGAGGCCACACGUGCACGGAACUUUGGCGAUGAUGCAGACUUCGCCAGGAAGAUGUACAAGUAUUAUUUCUGUAGUCCUGCUGGGGAGGUUUCCUGGCAGUGGGACCAGCCUGGCGUGAACAAACAGGUUGCACGAAGCAACCUGCGAAAGCUCGGAGUCCAUGUGAACCUCAUGUAAAAUUUUGAGUCAAGUUGACAUUUAUUUGGCGAACCUCGGAAGACACAAAACAAAAUA
Molecule: messenger RNA, 899 nt
Organism: Ixodes scapularis (black-legged tick)
Lineage: Eukaryota; Metazoa; Arthropoda; Arachnida; Ixodida; Ixodidae
Exons: 2
Coding region: 126-842 (238 amino acids)
Source: RefSeq, a predicted model, not a curated record